Durusdinium trenchii is the source of this 492-nucleotide messenger RNA. Lineage: Eukaryota; Dinophyceae; Suessiales; Symbiodiniaceae. The record is from the annotation of a GenBank genome assembly.
AUGGCAUCCUUGACGUGUAGAUUGACUGAAGCGCUGGAGCGUGGCGAUGAUCAUGAAGCAGCGCGCGCCGUGGUAGUGGGAUGCUUGAAGACUUGCCCAGAAGAGGCUAUAUACAAGGUUCGAGCUAGUUCGAGGAGAACGAUCUUUGUGCGUCUGCGCGAACAGAAGUACUUGACUGCAACGCUAGCAGAUCUCGGCGCAGUCGGCGAAUGCACGGGGCUGUUUGAACAAGACCACGCUGCCAAGGUCCAAGCUGAUGAGGCAUUGAAAGCCACAAGGGCAAAGCAGUGGGACGCUGCAACAGCGAGCGCUCCGACGCUGUUGCAGUCCACGGCGGACGCGAUGGCAAUGUUUGCUGCCGUUGGUGGUGGCUCGGCGAAGUUGAAGCGGAAGAUUUCGGCGGCGGCAAUUCUCACCGUGGACCGUGCAUCGAAAGUGGCAACCUCGGGGCUCCGUGCGAAGGGGAUGCGAGAGCUUGAUGCCGAAGAGUAG